Molecule: messenger RNA, 1017 nt
Organism: Kickxella alabastrina
Lineage: Eukaryota; Fungi; Kickxellomycota; Kickxellomycetes; Kickxellales; Kickxellaceae
Exons: 2
Coding region: 1-1017 (338 amino acids)
Biological process (GO): regulation of DNA-templated transcription
Molecular function (GO): zinc ion binding; sequence-specific DNA binding
Source: RefSeq, a predicted model, not a curated record
AUGCCUCUCUUUCUCCACUCUUUCUUUUUUCUGCUCUCCCCGCCUGGUUGUUCACUUGUUGUCUCCUUGUCGAUGCACUCUGACGCAUGCUUGUCUGUCCACGCAUUUGAUUCAGACUGUAAUAAUCUGCAGGACAGUACGUUUGAGCUUCUGCGAGGACUGGCCAACCUCUCAUCUGCUGUGGAGAAUGACCCGCUGUAUUUCGACCAGCUCUUGGGCGCUGCAGUGAACAUCAAGCACGCCUUUGAUCUGGGGCGCCUGGAUGUCCUCAAUGGCACUAUUCGGCCGCGCAACACAUCCCUGUGUCACGAAUGCAUAACCACGGUGUCUUCAGUCUGGCGAUCGGGACCCGAUGGCCCGCGCACGCUGUGCAAUGCCUGCGGUCUUCGGUACUACAAGCAGAACCAGCGGCGAGCACUGGAGGCCAAGCGCAGGGAGGCCAAGGAUGCUGUAGACGCGGCUGGGUCUUUGGCUGUACUAAGCGGUGUCCAUAUUGAAGUGGCCAAGAGGAUGCUGGCUGGGAAGGGCGACAUGGGGGUUACUGAUAAAUUGAAGUUGCAGAUGCACGCCAGUGAGGAGGACGAGGAAGAGGACGAUGAUAUGCAGAGCUCGUGGUCGGAGGAGGGCGAACCCGAGGCCGAGGACGAGCAGUAUUCGCGAACUGGGUGGUCUCAGUCAUCGCCGCCUUUGCCUCCCAUUGUUGUGCGCCCAUCUGUUGCCAACCUGUGUCAGCCCGCAUCUUAUGAGUCUUGCGCUGAGGAUAUGCAGUGGACCAGCGCUUCUUUUGCCCAACAACAGCAACAGCAGCAGCAGCAGCCGACUUCGGCUCAUUCUAUCCAUAGCAUCCUGUCUUCCACUGCUGCGGAUACCGUGCAGAGUGAGGCCUUUGAUAGCCACCUGCGUUCUGCUCAGUAUGUAUCGCUACCAUCUAUCCACGAUCACCACGACAUGAACUUCCACACACACGGGGAAUACCAGCAUUAUCAUCAUGAUACAUAUCGCAAUGCCAAUGAAUAG